AUGUCUUGUUCAAAAAUAUUCUUGGGAGAAUUACCAGAAUUAACAUAUGAUAUUUUAAAGUAUUUAAAAAAUGAUUGUUCAACUUUAUAUUCAUGUAUUUUAGUUAACAGAUUAUGGUGUCGUUUAACAAUUCCAUUAUUAUGGGAAAACCCAUUUUCAAAUCCUACAAAAAAUUGUAACUUUAUUGAAAUUUAUUUACAUAAUUUAAAUGAAGAUUCAAAAACAAAAUUAAAUGAAUAUAGAAUUGAGGAUAAUUUAUUUACUUCAAAUACACUCUUCAAUUAUCCUAGUUUUAUAAAAUAUUUAAAUACACGGAAGUUUAUUCUUUCUACUUAUAGAUGGACUGAAAAUUCUAUUAAAACAUUGAAACCUGAAAAAAGUUAUUCAAAUGAUGUUAAUAAUUUUGAAAGAUUAAUUCAAAUGUUAUUAUUUAAACUAUUUAUUGAUAAUGAGGCAAAUUUACAUACUUUUAAAAUUGAGAUCUUUCAUAAUUGGAAUUCUCAUUGUGAUAAUAUUUUAGAAUUAAUUUUACAAAAUCCAAAUUUUAUUCACAAUGUCAAAAAUUUAAACAUUUAUACUAGUAGUUAUCCUAAUAAUGGUAAGAAAUAUAUGAUAGCUAAAAAUCAUAUAUUAAAAUUAAUUAAUUUACAUCAAAAUCUUAAAAAAAUUUUUUUAGGAACUAAUAACUUUCUUUUAUAUCAAUCAUUAUUAUUAACACAAGAUUAUAAUUGUUCAAACACUUUAAAUACUAUCAUAUUAUGUCAGGUUAAUUUUAAAGAUAUAAUCAAUUUAGAUAAAAUAUUUGAUCAAUUAAAAGUUUUAGAAUCUGUUCAUCUCAUUUAUUGUCAUUCCUUAAAUACUAGUUUUAUUCAACAAAUUAUUAAUUUAAAUAGACCAUUUAAAUUAAAAUCUUUAAUUAUAGAUGAGACAUCAAAAAUUAAUGAAUCAUCAUUUCAAUCAUUAUUACAAAAAUGCGGUGGAUAUUUAGAGAAUUUUGGAUGUGAAUUUGGAGUUCAAAAUAAAUUAUUACUUGAAUCAAUUAUAAAAUAUUGUAAAAAUAUUAAAUCACUUUAUUUAAAUAGAUUUAGAAAUGAGCUUAUUUAUUUAUUAUUGGAUCUGAUUGAAAAUUUGAAGCAAAGUCUUAAUUAUCUUACAAUCAAGAUAACAGGUUGGGAAAAUUAUAUUGAAUAUAGUUCAAUUGUAUUACAAAAUUUAGGACAAAUCCUUCCUUUUAAAUUAUAA
Molecule: messenger RNA, 1242 nt
Organism: Rhizophagus irregularis DAOM 181602=DAOM 197198
Lineage: Eukaryota; Fungi; Glomeromycota; Glomeromycetes; Glomerales; Glomeraceae
Source: RefSeq, a predicted model, not a curated record